GCAGUUGCCUUUGCAAAAGUUUUGAUUACAUUAAAAGUUUUUUUUACAUAACACAAAAUGAAUUUGAAAGUUGUUGAUAUAGCCAUAAAAGAUGGAAUUAUGCCAAAAGAAUUUUACUGGAAUUCGUUGCAAAUUAAUCGAUUAAAUUACAUCCUCGCCAAUAUCAAAUCUAACGAGCCACAAACCUUUGAAAUGCACAUUCCACAAAUGCCAUUACACUCGACACCGCUUUGUUUCACAUUCAUUGUACAAAACACAUCCGAAACAGAUGAAAGAGAAUUGAAAAUUUUCAAGCGAACUUCAUGUGAUUGCUCAUUGAAGCAAAAUCGAGUUAGGAAGAAUGGAAGUGGAUUCAAAUGUCCACAUCGUAAUAUUGCAGAUCUACGACCAUCAAAUGUACAAAUUAAAUCCAAUAAUUCAAUAGAACUGGAUAUGGUUUUUCGAUAUGAGUUGCUGGGUCAACAUGAUAUUACAUUUCAUAUUGUCUCAUCACAUUAUAUUGUUAAGCUUAAAUUAAUUGCGGCAAUAUCCGAGUUCAAUCCUAUGGCAAUGUUAUUGACAAAUAAAUUAACCCCCGUGGUUAUUGAUAACGCUUCCUACACGCAACAAGUCGUUUGGCUAUAUAAUCCAUACUCAAGUGACAUUGAGAUAAAAUUAAUUAGUUAUGAUGCUAGCUUAACGUUUCCUAAUGAUGUUAUUUUGGUCAAAAGUCAUGUCCAUACUGCAGCUUUUGUCAACUUUUUGCCAACUUACGUGGGAUGCUAUGAAAUGGAAAUUGGAAUUAUCUUCAAUGAAUGUGAAUGUAGAACAAAAAUGUAUGCUGAAUGCAAAUCCUCUUCUGCAUGUAACACAAAUUGUGCAUGGCUCAUUCACAACUCCCCAAACAGCCAUAUUCCAUCGCAAUUAAAUCCCUUUGUAAUACAUGGAGAUAAUUUGUGUAUUGUGAUUCCACAAAAUGGAAUUUCGAAUGAAAAUUUAAUUGGUUUACAGAACAACUCGAAACAUUGCAUUAAAUAUGAAUGGGGCAAUUUUGAUUCAUUGGAUUUACCCUGUAAUAUCUCUAUUGAGCCACAUACUGGAUUUCUCAAAGCUGGAUUUACAAAAUUAUUUCAUAUAAUUGUGAAGUCUUAUGGACAUGCUGUGCAAAUGCAUUUGAUACCAAUGAAAUGUAAUAUUUAUCAGUAUGAUAAUGAAGUAUUUCGUGAAUAUUUAGUUCCUGAUGGAUAUUUUGAAUAUAAUGAUCGUGGAUUUUAUGAGAAGCCAUCUCAAUGGUCGCCAAAGUGUCUUGAACUUGUGCAUACUCUAUACAUUAACAUGAAUAUCAAAGUGCUGAACAGUAAUGAAUUUUCUCGAGCUAUAAGCAGCACAAAUGAGAAAGGAGAUAAUUGUGAUACCUUAAUGCAUUGGAUCUGCAACAAUACUAAUCUUUGUAGUGAAAAAUUGAAAGAAACUCAAAGCAACUCGUUUAAUAAAGAAAAACUUUCAACAUCUAUGCUGCACGAAGAUGAUAGCGGGAAAUGUAUGGUGGAGAUGAUAAUCAGUAAUUGCACGGAGAAAAUUAAAUGCAUGCAGCAAGAGAAAAAUCCAGAUCAGAGAAAUUUUCUUCAAAAGUUUUCAAUUGACAUGGAAACUCAAUGCCAUAAGCAUGAUUCAGAAAAGAGGAAAUUAAAUAUGCUCCUUCAAAUCAUGAAUAGCUUACUUUUCGAAAGUAUUUCUGAAAAAUCAAAAGAAAAUCGUUUCGUUCCCUCGUCAUGGUAA
Molecule: messenger RNA, 1758 nt
Organism: Chironomus riparius
Lineage: Eukaryota; Metazoa; Arthropoda; Insecta; Diptera; Chironomidae
Source: the annotation of a GenBank genome assembly